AAGUGGAAAUGUCAGCCAUUCAGCGUUUGGGUGAAGACGAAAGGAGGUUCUGGACAGACGUACGCUUUCAGGGAGUGUUUACUUCACCUCCACUUCUGUUCCUCCCCGCCCUGGUGCUGCUCCGGGUCACAUUCUCGUCCUGGGCCAGCUUCAGCCUCUCUGCGCAGAAGUCUCCCGGAGCCAUGGCUGAGUACUCUUAUGUGAAGUCUACCAAGCUUGUGCUCAAGGGAACCAAGGCGAAGAGUAAGAAGAAAAAGAGCAAAGAUAAGAAGAGAAAAAGAGAAGAAGAUGAAGAAACCCAGCUUGAUAUGUUGGGGAAAAAGGCUUUGUUGGCCUCAAAUAGCUGCUUUAUUAGAUGCAAUGAAGCAGGGGACAUAGAAGCAAAAAGUAAAACAGCAGGAGAAGAAGAAAUGAUCAAGAUUAGAUCCUGUGCUGAAAGAGAAACCAAGAAAAACAAUGACAUUCCAGAAGAAGACAAAGGAAAUGUAAAACAAUAUGAAAUCAAUUAUUUUCCCAGUCAUAGGCUGCCUUCAUCUCUGAAGGGACCAGGCGACCCACGGAGUGUCUCAGCAGCCUUGUCAUUGCAUGCAAUCUUCACAGACAAGAUCUCACUGCAGCCACCUUUCUACAGGAGCACAUGUGUGACAUUAUACUGAUGACAUCAUUCUCAGAGAAAAUUCAUUUUACACACUAAGGACACGCAGAUACAAGGAGGCUUACACAAAGGGAAUGGACCUUUCCCCAACACAGUAAUGCAAGGCCCUGCCACUUUGCUUCAAUUCCUGAAAAUUCCUUGGUAAACAUGUGGCUGCUCUAUUCCUGACACUUUCAAAAAAUAGUUAUUCAUCCUCUCAGCAUCCACAAUGUUAAUACAAGCCUAAUAUUACUUAAUUUGUGUUUUGUUUUUUGGAGGCACAGUCUUGCUCUGUCACCCAGGCUGGUAUGAAGUGGCAUGAUUUCAACUCACUGCAGCCUCGACUUCCUGAGCUCAAGCAAUUCUCACAUCUCGUCCUUCCAAGUAGCUAGGACUGCAGGUGUGUGCCACCACACUCAGCUAAUUUUGUUUAUUUUUUUGUAAAGAAAAGGUCUCGCUAUGUUACCCAGGCUGGUCUCAAACUCCUGGGCUGAAACGAUCCUCUUGCCUCAGCCUCCCAAAAUUCUGGAAUUACAGGUGUGAGCGACUGCGCACAGCCCUUUAAUUCUUUACUUGGGGUUCAGGUGACAACAUAUUUCUUAUUUACAAAUUUUACUUAAUCUCACUGAUGCUGUCAUUCGCAAACUGACCCACCUUGAAUGAAGCCUCCUGCAACAAGUCUUGAAUCUGUCCGAAUUUAAAUUAACAGCUGCUCCUAUGAAUUCCCUCAGAGAACACACUGUGGAUGCUUUAGCAACCUCUUCCCAUGACUCCUGAACUAUCUUGGUUGCAUAUGGUGGCCAUAAGUAGUCCAUGGGCUUCUGAUGUAAAAAACAAACCUGCCCCUCUUGACCCUAUUCAGUAUAGCACCAGGGAAGUGAUUGCUGACCACAUACUGGACCCUCUGGAAACAGAGGGCUUUGCAUCCAUAUCCACGAGCUUUCAUGCCCAUUUGUUCAUCAGGCCUUGGGAAGCAGCACCACACAACCUUGGCACAGCUGCAGAGAACUCCUUGCCUCAGGAUGGAGUCAAACCCGGACCUCCUGCCAUUCUCAUCUGCAGGAAACACUGGCCUCCUUCAUCCUCAGGCUGUGUUGCUGGAAGUCACCCGUCUCUGAGUCCCCUUGGGAUCGACUGAGUGACCAGCAGUCAAGUUUGUCCACCUUCUGAGUGGAUGCCAUCAUCUGAUGUGAUGGAGCUCAGUGGGAUUCUGCUGCCUUCCCUCUCUUAGUACGAUGUCCUUGAUAAAGGAUGACACCCAAGCCUCAGCACAACUGGCCAAAGUUGAGGUGGUCAUCUCAGCACUGAUGCUGGGCCAACAAUUAGACCCAUUUGUACAUUUUUACAAAUUUUUUGCAAUUGUCCACCUUCACUCCCCAUUGAAUUAAAGAAACUUCUUGCCUCAUGGAUACUCAGAAUACAAUCAAGGUAACAGAUACCUUUUUUUUACUCAAGGACACAGUAUGGAUCUCACAAGGACACUCCUUAUCCCCUGCAGAGUUCCAGACACUACUGAUGGUGGCCAAGGCAGCAUUUCAUCAGAAAACACAGUGAUAGGCUCGUGAAAGUGUCCAGUAGGGCUUCCACUGCCCCUAUAGGCUGCAGGCAGCUGCUUUAGUUGAGAGAUAGACUGAGCUCCUCAAAGAAUUCCUCUUUAAGUUACAAAGAAGCGAGUGGAUGCCCUGCUGGGUUCCACUGUUGCCACAGGCUUUGAUUACUCUUAGUUCAUGCUUCUUAGGAAAGCGCACUUUUUACACCAAUGCUACACAGUUCCCUCAGUUGCCUUUACUGGACAUCAAGGAGUUCACAUUUUUGACAACCAUUCAGUCCUGGACUGUCCAAGGGGUGGAGGUAGCUCCAUACAAGAAGCUACCUGCUGCUUGUGGAUCAGUAAUAUCAGACUUGCCCAACAACUCACUGGAGACAUGAAAACCAAUUCAUGGGGGGUGCAUGACGUCACCCAAAUAUUUAUGAACACGCUUGUGCUGCCAGAGACCCCAGAACUCUAAACCAAUGCAUGGGGAAUGCAUGAAGUCACCGAAAUAUUUACGAACACGCUUGUGCUGCCAGAGAUCCCGGAUCACUUUUCCUGCCUCCUGCUAAAUAAAUGGGGGCAGUAGCUUUGCAUCGGCUUCCACAUUACAUUACUCAUAACUGUGGCCUUCCUAAUCUCUCAUGUCCCUAAGCACUUAUUACAAUGUCUCAGCUGCUUUCUCUCAGCCUCUCAAAAUAUUAGUCAUCAUAAAAAUAAAUGUCUAAUGUUAAAGCAUCAGGGGUCAAUUGUAUUGUGACACCCAAAAUUUCAUGCAGCACCCCACCAUGUCCUCAGCCUAAUGACUUUCAUGCCCCCACCAGACUGCAAAACUCUGAAUUAGUCAAGCACAUCCCUGAAGGGACCAGGGGUUACCCCACCCUGUGAUUUCUACCAAGCCUGCCUACCACACCCUAUGUUCCAGAGUGCAACCCUGGGUAGACCUGCAUAAAUGCAGUGUCAUCCCCCGCUGGGCUGAGUAUGUGUGACGAGUAAAUUACUGGGAAUUUCGUCUGCUCAGUGUUUGUUUCGUCUGCAGCCAUUCCCAGAAUUCUAGGGCAAGACUAGCUUCUUCACCAAUGGGGUGAACAGGAAGGAACCCAAGUAGAAAUUGCCUUUUUAAAAAAAAUCCCUUCCCACCCUCUUAAUUAUGUAAUGCAUGCAUUUUUAUAGCUUUUUUCUCAUUCCAUUACCUGAGGUCAGCCACUGAUAUUUAACCCAUCUUU
Molecule: messenger RNA, 3391 nt
Organism: Pongo pygmaeus (Bornean orangutan)
Lineage: Eukaryota; Metazoa; Chordata; Mammalia; Primates; Hominidae
Product: protein FRG1-like
Exons: 5
Coding region: 9-656 (215 amino acids)
Cellular component (GO): nucleolus; striated muscle dense body; catalytic step 2 spliceosome
Molecular function (GO): actin filament binding
Source: RefSeq, a predicted model, not a curated record